Closterium sp. Naga37s-1 is the source of this 2412-nucleotide messenger RNA. Lineage: Eukaryota; Viridiplantae; Streptophyta; Zygnematophyceae; Desmidiales; Closteriaceae. The record is from the annotation of a GenBank genome assembly.
AUGGCGCUCGCCUUCCCGUCGCUCAUCUCGACCGUCGCUCCGCUGCCAUCGUCCCUUUGGAGCGCCAACCUCUCGGCACCGUACCCGACGAACGCGCCGUGGCAGAACUUCGUGCUGGGCGACGGCAGCGGUCCCGAGGUCGUGCCGCCCUACGCCGUCAAGAGCAGCGACGGGCGCAUCGCGUGGGGCGCGCCGCCAAGAGACGCGCAGCCGGGGUUUAUUAUACAGGCGUUCGUGGCGACGCUCAUGCUCUCCACGCUCGAGGGCCUCUCCACCCACCAGGUCGCCUCCUACGAUGACACCUCUGUCACCCUCGCCUACUCCCCCUCCUCCUCCACCUCCUCCGCGCCCGUGCUGACGGUGCCGCUGGUGCGCGGCAGUCCGUACCUCACGUUCCUGUUCGCCUCACCGGGGGCCACACCUGUGAUCGCCACGGACGAUGCCAUCACGGAGGUGCAGUCCACGGCUGACGGCAGCAAGCACCGACUCACCUUCAACAAUGGACAGACGUGGCUGCUGUACGCGUCAGCGCCCCUCACCUUCUCGCUCCACAACAGCACGCUCACCGCCACGUCACCCUUCACCGGCACGCUGCGCGCCGCGCUGCUCCCUGGGAACUCCCCGGCGGAGGAGGAGGCGGUGCUGGACGCAUAUGCGGGCGCCGUGGUGGUGGGGGGUGAUGUCAAGGUGCAGCCGUGGCGCGUGAAGUACACGUGGAAGGUGGCGCCGUGGGGUAGUGGGACUGCUGCUACUGAUGGGACUGCUGUGCCGCUCAUGCUCGCCCUGCCAAUUCAUCGGCGCAUGCAUCUCAAAGCCUACUCCCCCGCCUCCUCCACACCUCCCCCUGGUGUCAACUUCCCGCCCGUCACCCCCACGCCUCCCCCCAUCACCUCUCCCCCUUCUUCCGCCCCUGCCUCCGCACCUGCUUCCGCCCCUGCCUCUGCCCCUUCUUCCGCCCCCGCCUCUGCCCCCGCCUCUGCCCCCGCCUCUGCCCCUGCCUCUACCCCCGCCCCCCCGUCUAUUCCUCCCCCCUGCACCCCCACCCUCCCCCUCACCGCCGUCUCCCUCUCCGCCUCCUCCUUCCUUGCCGCAUCUUCCGGAGGAGCAGCAGAAGCCAUCACACCAUCCGCAGAACAAAUCGCCCCAUCUCUGCUACAGCCCCCAUCAACAUCAGCAGCAACCCCGAACCCCCAUGUGCUGGUCUACCCCACGCUAGACGGCCCAGCAGUGGGCGUAGCAGGCAGCAGGUGGGAAGUGAAGGUGCCUCCUCUGCACGCCUCCUGGCACUCGCUCCGCCUUUCCUCCGAUCCCGCCCUCCGCCUCUCCCUCCGCCUCGCACUACAGACUGACGUCGCCGCCCUCACCCCCAUCACCACCACCUCCACCUACUUCUUCGGGAAAACCGCCGCCCGCGCCGCCCGGCUGGCUCUAAUUGCGGAGCAACUAGGCGAGAAAGCAGCAGCAGGGAAGGCGGUAGCAGUGGUGCGGGACGCCCUAACCGCAUGGUUCAACGGGUCGUUCGCGGGAAACUCUCUCCUCUACGACCCGGCGUGGGGCGGCAUUGUGAGCAUGAGCGGGGCGGCAGACACGGGGGCGGAUUUCGGCAUGGGGUGCUACAACGACCACCAUUUCCACUUCGGCUACUGGCUGUACGCCGCUGCAGUAGUAGCCAAAGCGGAUCCUGCAUGGGCCAUGACCCACCGGCACUCUGUCCUCAACCUUGUCUCUGAUAUCAUGUCUCCGCGUGCCACUGCGGCGUUCCCCAGGUUGAGGCAUUUUGAUUUGUACGCACUGCACUCGUGGGCGAGUGGGCUGUUUGAGUUUGGCGACGGGAGGAAUCAAGAGAGUUUCAGUGAGGCGGUGAAUGGGUACUAUGCGGUGGCGCUGCUGGGGCAUGCGUUUGGGGAUCUGCACCUGGCGAAUCUGGGCGCCACGCUGGCUGCUGUGGAGGCUGUGGCUGCACAGACGCUCAUUCAGGUGCCUGAGAGUGCUGAUGGCGGUGGUGGUGCAGCCCUCGCAGCAGCUGCCACGUCCACCUCUCCAAACUACGAUCCAAUCUUCGCCGCCCCAAACCGCCUCCUCGGCAUGGUGUGGGCGGCGAAGCGCGAUGCGGGGCUGUGGUUCGCAGCAGCAGAGCAGACGGACAAGCGCGUGGGCAUCCAAGUGCUCCCCGUCACGCCCUUCCUCGCCCGCCUCUUCCCAGACCCUGCCUUCAAUCGCCAGGUGGUGCAGUGGGUGCUGCCUGUGCUGGGAGGGGACGGCACCACGGACGAGUGGCGGGGGUUUGCAUGGGCGCUGCAGGCCACGUAUGACCCUGCUGCUGCGAGGGAGAAUAUCGAGGCGCUGACAGCGUUUGACGAUGGGAAUAGCAAGACCAACAUGCUCUGGUGGCUUGCUGCCAAUACUGCUUAG